AUUGAAAUGAUGCCCUAGUGUUUUAGUUGAUUUUGAACAUUCCUUUCUUAAUUACAAUAGGAUAUCCAAAUUAACGAGCUAAAAAUAAUAGCAAAAACUUAAAGAAAUAAUCAAUUUAAAUAAUAAAUAUUAGAAGAUGUUAUCGUAACAAUCUCAUCCAAUAAUUGCACCAUCUGCAAGUUAUACAAUAACUCUACUUAAAAAGCAAUUGAGAUGUAAUAAAUAAUGAAAUAAAAAAUUAGAAUUGGAAGAAAGCAAGACAAUUGAAGGUGUCUCAGUAGGUUUGGAAUCUAAUAGCUUAUAUUAAUGGAAUAUUAGUUUUGCUGGUCCAGCUGAUACUCUAUAUGAAGGAGGUUACUUCUAAGCAAUGAUGAAAUUUCCAGAGGAUUAUCCCAAUUCUCCUCCAACAUUCAAAUUUUUGACUGAAAUGUGGCAUCCCAAUAGUAUAUAUAUAAAUUUACUAAAAUAGUCUAUUCAGAUGGAAGAGUUUGCAUAUCUAUUCUCCAUGCAUAAGAUGAGUUCAAUGAUUAAGAACCUCCAGAAACAAGGUGAUUUAUCAAUUAUAUUCUUAGAUGGAGACCCAUAUUGACACCAGAAGAUGUGUUAAUUUCAAUAGUUUCUAUGUUAUCAGAACCAAAUAUUAAUUCACCUGCAAAUGUAGAUGCUGGAAUUUAAUUUAGAGAUAAACCUGAUGAAUAUAAAAAGAAAGUAAGAAAACUAAUAGACAAAGCAUUAGAAAAUUUAUGA
Paramecium sonneborni is the source of this 747-nucleotide messenger RNA. Lineage: Eukaryota; Ciliophora; Oligohymenophorea; Peniculida; Parameciidae. The record is from the annotation of a GenBank genome assembly.